AUGCUGAGGGACCCGCUGCUGAAGUCGAAUGCGGUAACCACGUCGGGGACCUUGCGGUCCGCGAAGGCGAGGUCGUGCUUCUUGAACAGCUCUGCGGCGGCCGCUGAGCUCUGGACGACCAUGGUCCUGAUGGAGCCGAGCUUGAGCCAGAGGACGGGGCCGUGGGGCGCCCGCCAACGGUGCAUGGACUGGUGUGGAAGGUCACCCAACUGGAGGAGGUUGCCGAGGAUGGGGAUGCCCCUGGGCCCAGGCGGGGUCUUGCCGGCAGGCUUGGGGCGGAGGAAGAGUAUUCCAAGGAGGAGGACUGCGAAGAGGGAGAACAAGAAAGAAAUCAAAAUCGCGCCCAUCAACUCUGCCCUAUUUCACGGGUUAAUACCUCAAGUCCCCGUACAAUCCCCUCAACUCUGCCCUAUUCCACGGGUUAAUACCUCAAAUCCCCGUACAGUCGCGCAAUCGCGCUCUAAACUCCGGCCAAUUCCAAGGGUUUAUACCCCGAAUCCCCGUCAUCUCGCGCGCGUCUGGUGUCGAUAUCCCCGUCAUCUCGCGCGGGUCUUCUGUCGAUAUCCCCGUCAUCUCGCGCGGGUCUUCUGUCGAUAUCUCCGUCAUCCCGCGCGCGUCUGGUGUCGAUCGAUUGCGAAUUCGGCGCGGCUUUUUGCAUCCUCAAUUUUGUUGCGUUGCGUGGAUGGUUUGGUUGACCGGAUCAAGAGCGUAGUCGGGAGAUCCGAGGGUCUGAUUAUUGAAUUGAACUGGUUCCUCUUUUUUACUGUCUUUAAUACAGUCGGGAACAUAUUGUUGUCAGAGGAGGUUAUGAGGACAAAGCUCGAUGAGGCACGCGAGUUUUUCGAGGCCUUUAUGAACUUUGUGGAAUGGUUAGGGAAGCCUAACGUGACCGAUUGUUUCCCAUUUCUGAGAUGGCUCGACCCACAGGGAAUUAGGAGGAAUACGGCAAGUAUUUGGAAAGCUGGAACCGAGACCACAGGAACCACAAUUGAGUGGGGAAUGGCUGAGUUGCUUCGUCAUCCGAGCUCGAUGAAAAAGAUCCAAGAAGAAAUCGAUCGGGUCGUGGGGCGUACCCGGAGAGUCCAAGAGGAUGACCUAGCUCAGAUGCCUUAUCUACAAGGAACCGUGGAGGAAAUAUUGCGAUUACACUUAUCUCUCCUGAUGCUACUGCCGAGGAAGUCGAUGGAGGAUACAGAGUUGAUGGGGGGCCAGCAGUUUCAUCUGAUUCCAUUUGGUUCGGGCCGACGGAGCUGCGUUGGCGUUAACCUGGGCCACAGAAUGGUGGGCCUGACCGUGGCUAGUUUGCUGCAAGUGUUCGACUGGAAGCUUGCCGGAGACCUCGAGUCAGAGGAGCUGGAUAUGAGGGAAAUGGUGGGCUUGACCUUGCGAAAGAAGGUGCCCUUGAAAGUGAUCCACUGUGUACGAGGAUAA
This is a messenger RNA of Striga hermonthica, 1431 nucleotides long. NCBI's taxonomy places the organism in Eukaryota, Viridiplantae, Streptophyta, Magnoliopsida, Lamiales, Orobanchaceae. The record is from the annotation of a GenBank genome assembly.